AUGGCUCUGCUGGAUUCCCUUUUUUCUUUCCCUGCCUCUCUCGUCCUGCUGCUUUUCCUGCUGCUAUUCGCAUCCUCCUAUUUGCUGGCUCUCUUUCGAAAAUCAUCUUUAAAGUUGCCGCCAGGCCCUGUGCCGCUUCCCAUCAUCGGAAACCUGCACUUGCUCGAUUUUAAAAGGCAGGACAAGUCCUUGCUGAAGCUUGCGAAAAAAUACGGACCUGUCUUUACUUUCCACUUCGGGUUCAAGAAAGUGGUGGUGUUGACAGGCUACGAAGCAGUGAAAGAUGCUCUUGUGAACUUCACUGACGAAUUUGUGGACAGGCCUUCCAUACCUAUAUUUGAGCAAAUUCAGCAUGGAAAUGGGGUUUUCUUCUCCACCGGAGAGCUAUGGAGGACUACCCGAAGAUUUACGGUGUCCACCAUGCGCAACCUUGGGAUGGGGAAAAAACACAUUGAGGAAUGCAUCCAUGAAGAGCUCAGUUUUCUGAUAGAGAAUAUUAACUCUUUCCAAGGCAAACCUUUUGACCUGCGAACGUUCAACGCCGCUGCAACCAACAUCACUUUUGUUCUGCUGUUUGGGGAGCGGUUUGAGUACAGCAACCCGAUUUUUCUCACCCUUCUAAGACUCAUCGACGAAGUGAUGUGUCUCCUUGGCUCUCCUGCUUUACACCUGUUCAACUUCUAUCCGUUCCUGGGAUUUCUCUUCAGCGUUCACAAGACUUUGCUUCGGAAGAUCGAAGAGGUCCGAGUGAUUAUCAGAGAUUAUAUCAAGAGCAGCAGACAAGAUCUCAAUGCCAACAGCUUCAGGAGCUACACAGAAGCUUUGGUCUUCAAGCAGGAACAGGACAUGAACAAAAGACAGAACCUUUUCCACGAAGAUAAUUUAAUUGCGUCCAUUCUGGAUCUCGUCAUGGCUGGGACAGAGACCACGGCCACAACUCUGCAGUGGGCUGUCCUGCUGGCCAUGAGAUAUCCGGAGAUGCAAAAGAAGGUCCAGGAGGAGCUCGGGCGAGUGGUGAAGCCGGGCCACUGGGCCACUUACGAAGACCGUCGCCACAUGCCUUUCACCAACGCGGUGAUCCACGAAGUGCAGCGUUUCAUCACCCUCCUGCCCCACGUCCCACGAAGCACCUCUGUGGACACCCAUUUCCGAGGCUACUUCCUCCCCAAGGGAACCAUGGUCAUCCCAUCGCUGACUUCGGUCCUGCUUGACCAGAGCCAAUGGGAAACCCCCCACGAAUUCAACCCCAACCACUUCCUGGAUCCCAGUGGGAAUUUCGUCAAGAAGGACGCCUUCGUGCCCUACUCUUUAGGACGCAGGAACUGCAUCGGCGAAAGCCUGGCCAAAAUGGAGCUGUUUCUCUUCUUCACGGGCCUACUGCAGAAGUUCACUUUCCGGCCUCCGCCUGGGCUUACCGAAACAGAUUUGGAUUUGAACGUCCCUAAGACGACCUUCACCCUAAGACCACAACCACAGCAGACCUGGGCCAUUCUCCGGGAGUGAAGAAUACGUCACAUGAGACGAAAGGAGGGGAAAGGACGCUCCUACAGGCUGUGCAUUCUUUCUGUGCACGCUCUUUGUGUGUGUGUGUG
Molecule: messenger RNA, 1592 nt
Organism: Notechis scutatus (mainland tiger snake)
Lineage: Eukaryota; Metazoa; Chordata; Lepidosauria; Squamata; Elapidae
Source: RefSeq, a predicted model, not a curated record